AUGGCUUUCCACGCGGAGCACCAGCACUUGCUGCAUUCGCAGCAGCAGCAGCAGCUGCUGCUGCAGCAAGGGGACACCUGCAUGAUCCUGCAUGACAAAUCGGCAGCAGCAGCAGCAGCCGCAGCAGCAGCGGCUCCUGCUGCUGCUGCGUCGCACAGUGCGCCCGCCAUGCCCGAGCUAGCGGCAGGGUCGGCAUUUGCUGCUGCAGUCCCAACAGCAGCAGCAGAAGCAGCAGCAAAAGCAGCAGGAGAAACAGCAGCAUUGCAUGCAGCCCUAGAGCAGCGUUUUGCUGCUCUUUACAAAUUGGCAGACCUUCCAACGGCACUGCAGCAAAGCGCAGACUGCUGGUCUUUGGGUGCUUGCAUUUUCAACAUUGUGAGUGGCGGUUUGCAUCCCUACGGGCCAAUCGACAACCCAAAGGAAACCCUUUCCAAUAUGGAGAAGGGAGACAUGGUCAACAUCAAGCUUCUUGACAAGUCCCCGCUGCUGCAGGAUUUGCUGCUGCUGCUGCUGCAGCCACCGCAGCAGCAGCAGCAGCCAGUGCUGCGGCUGGCUGUGUGCCAUCCUGUGUUUUGGGCAGCUUCGGACAUGCUGCUGUUUCUCCGGGCGUUUAAGCUCAUGCUACAGCAGCAGCAGCAGCUGCAGCAGCAGCCCCUGCAGCAGCAGAUCGACACCGAAUCUGCAGCAGCUUUCGGCUCAGCACAGGGUAGCAAUUCCAUGCAAAGCAGCAGCAGCAGCAACAGCAGCAGCAGCGAGAAGCGGCUGUGUGGGCCAGAGCCGGAAAUCCCCCCCGCAGCAGCAGCACCAGCAGCAGCAGCAGCAGCAGCAGCAGCAGCAGCACCAGCAGCAGCAACAGGGCAGCUGCAUGCAGCGCUGGCGAAGCUGGAAGCAACAGCUCUUCCUCUUGAUGUUUUAAAUUCACUUUGCGAAGAGCCCUUUUUAAGAAAAACUGGCAGGGCCUUGUUUCCUCACUACAGCGAGCUCUUCGCCGAGCCCAAAACAGCAGCCGCACCAGCUGCAGCAGCGACAGAAGCUGCAGCAGCACCUGCUGCAGCAGCAGCGGAAGCAGCGAGGAAGCCCAAGGAUGCUGCUUCCGACGCCAUUGUUGCUGCUGCAUGCAGCAGCAGCAGCAACAGCACCGAGGGCACAGUGCAAGACACAGAAGGCAGCACUCCCCUAGCAGGAGCAGCAGAAGCCA
Molecule: messenger RNA, 1198 nt
Organism: Eimeria tenella
Lineage: Eukaryota; Apicomplexa; Conoidasida; Eucoccidiorida; Eimeriidae
Exons: 4
Source: RefSeq, a predicted model, not a curated record